Arvicola amphibius (Eurasian water vole) is the source of this 3023-nucleotide messenger RNA. RefSeq names its product inner centromere protein (gene Incenp). The record is from RefSeq and is a predicted model, not a curated record. Gene Ontology annotation, molecular function: protein serine/threonine kinase activator activity. Gene Ontology annotation, biological process: positive regulation of protein serine/threonine kinase activity; mitotic cytokinesis; metaphase chromosome alignment. Gene Ontology annotation, cellular component: meiotic spindle midzone; chromosome passenger complex; nucleus. NCBI's taxonomy places the organism in Eukaryota, Metazoa, Chordata, Mammalia, Rodentia, Cricetidae. The transcript has 19 exons. The coding region runs from base 149 to 2725 and encodes 858 amino acids.
CCGCGCUCGCCGCUCCGUUGGUCCUUGCCUGCGGCGAGCCCUGAGCCCAGGCGUCUAGCGGGUUGGGCUUGGCGGGGAACUUCUGCGGGGGCCGCGGCCGGGAAUCGUAGUGGUCGGGGCAGACGCGCCGACGCCGGACAGUGCCACCAUGGGGACUAGAGCCCCAGGGCCCAUUCACCUGUUGGAACUAUGUGACCAGAAACUCCUGGACUUUGUCUGCAACGUGGACAAUAAGGACUUGAUGUGGCUCAAGGAGAUUAAGGAGGAGGCUGAGCGCAUGUUCAUCAGAGAAUUCAACAAUGAGCCGGAACUGAUGCCCAAAACUCCCUCUCAGAAGAACCGUCGGAGGAAGAGAAGGGUGUCUAACUUUCAGGAUGAAAACAGAGAUCCUAUGAGGAAAAGGUUAUCCCGCAGGAAGUCUCGGAACAGCCAGCGCCUCCGCAGCAAGGACAAGGUGGAGAAGGCAACUACUAGUUUUGGGGAAAAAGGCUCUCCUGUGUUGCGGCGAAUAACUCGGGCUGCUGCUGCAGCAGCAGCAGCAGCCUCUGUGGCAUCAGUUGCUUCCUCUCCCACUGCUGGGUCUCCCCUAGUGAUCAAGAAAGCUGUGGUGGAGGUAAGCUCUAGAGAGCAACUGAGUGCAGAGCUGCACCUUAUUCAGCUCAAAGGUGGCCGUCCUCCAUCUUCAGUUCAAGCUCCAGCCACACCGCCAGCUUCCCAAGAUAUCCUGACGUCAGAGGAGGAAUCGACACCCAAGAAGGUGGAGGCUGGGAAGCAGGAAUCCGUCCUAGUGAGCUCCCUCAAGGCUACACCCCAGAGUUCCAAGAACAGAGGGGUUGAAGCAGGACGUUCUGCUUCCAAACUCAAGAUUGCUCGGGCCUCUCGGGGCCUUCAGGAUUCUCCUGGCUCUCCAGACUCUCCACGGAAGGAGAGGGUGCUUUCUCCUCUCCUGCCAAACAACAUCUUGCCAACCACAGCCAAGAACCCUCUUGGGAAUGCUCGGUCAGUGAGGCAAAGCCUGAUUUCCCAAGAUUCCCAAGUACCACUAUCCAAAAAGUACUCUUUGGUGGCGGAACAAGAAAGUGCUACUCGUAGGUCAAGCCGGCUUGCCAAGAUGGGUGACAAGGAGCCAGAGGCCUCUGCUCGCAUCAUCUGUCACAGUUACUUAGAGAGGCUCCUGAAUGUUGAAGUGCCUCAGAAAGUUAGCCUGGAGCAGGAGGCCACCAAGGAGGCUGAGUCUGAGGAGGAGCCAGAGGUCUCCAAAAACAGUGACUAUACCUCGAAACUUGUGACCACUGGCCAGGCAACAGACAUUGAAGAGCAGCAAGAAGUCAAGCUUGACCAGACAGAUGGACACAGAGAACCACCUCCGAGUGCCAGGAGGAAACGCAGCUAUAAGCAGGCAAUGAGUGAACCGGAUGAGGAGCAUCUGGAGGAUGAGGAGCUGCAACCCCCUCAGAACAAGACCCCUUCCCCACCUUGUCCAGCCAACAAGGUGGUACGGCCACUCCGGACCUUCUUACACACAGUGCAGAAGAACCAGAUGCUCAUGACCCCUACUUUGGCUUCCCGCAGCAGUGUCAUGAAGUCCUUCAUUAAACGCAACACUCCCCUCCGUGUGGACCCUAAGUGCAGCUUUGUUGAGAAGGAGCGCCAGCGUCUGGAGAGCCUGCGGCGGAAAGAGGAGGCUGAGCAGCUGCGCAGACAGAAGGUGGAGGAGGAAAAGCGACGGCGCCUGGAGGAGCUGAAGCUGAAGCGUGAAGAGCGCCUCCGCAAGGUGCUGCAGGCCCGUGAGCGGGUGGAGCAGAUGAAGGAGGAAAAGAAGAAGCAGAUUGAACAGAAGUUUGCUCAGAUUGAUGAGAAGACAGAGAGGGCUAAGGAGGAGCGGCUGGCAGAGAAGGCCAAGAAGAAGGCAGCUGCCAAGAAGAUGGAGGAAGUAGAGGCACGCCGGAAGCAGGAGGAGGAGGCGCGCAGGCUCAGGUGGCUCCAACAGGAGGAAGAGGAGCGGCGGCAUCAAGAGAUGCUACAGCGGAAGAGGGAAGAAGAGCAGGAGCAGCGCAAAGCAGCUGAAGCCAGGCGGCUGGCCGAGCAGCGUGAGCAGGAGCGGCAACUGGCGGAGCAAGAGCGGCGGAGGGAGCAGGAACGCAAGAGGGAGCAGGAGUGUCUUCAGGCCAAGAGGGAGAUGCAGGAGAGAGAGAAAGCCCUGCGGCUACAGAAGGAACGACUUCAGAGGGAACUGGAGGAGAAGAAGAAGAAGGAAGAACAGCAGCGCCUGGCUGAGCAACGACUGAAGGAAGAGCAGGCAAAGAAAGCCAAGGAGGCAGCAGCCAGCAAGGCCUUGAACGUGACUGUGGAUGUGCAGUCUCCUGUUUGUACUUCAUAUCAAAUGACUCCACAAGGACCCAAAUCCCACCCCAAGAUCAGCACAGAUAACUAUGGAAUGGACCUAAAUAGUGAUGACUCCACGGAUGAUGAGGCUCAUCCCCGGAAGCCCAUCCCUUCCUGGGCCAAAGGCACCCAGCUCAGCCAGGCCAUCAUCCACCAGUACUACCAUCCCCCGAACCUUCCAGAGCUCUUCGGAAUCAUUCUCCCACUGGAUUUGGAGGACAUCUUUAAGAAGAGCAAACCCCGCUACCACAAGCGCACUAGCUCUGCUGCUUGGAACUCGCCACCCCUGAAAGCCACCAGGGUCGCAAGCAGCCUGGCCUAUAGCCUGAAGAAGCCAUGAGGCAAAUCCUCAGCUCUCCUGGCAGUACUGGGCCUAAGCAUGUCUGUCUGUCUGUCUGUCUGUCUGUCUGUCUGUCUCUGUUUUGGACUGGUGCUCUUUUGUCUGUUCAUGCCAUUGUUCCUCUGCUUGUCACGUGUUCCCAACCCUGAUUGGAGAAUGGGCUUGACGGGUGAGUGGGGAAGAACCAGAUUCAACACUGACUGGUCUGUAGGCAGUACUCUUGUAAAUAGAUUUUUAAAAUUCAGUUGACUUAGUUUUUAGUGUUUGUGAGGUAAUUUAAUAAAGUAUACACCUUGAA